Metarhizium acridum CQMa 102 is the source of this 1746-nucleotide messenger RNA. The record is from RefSeq and is a predicted model, not a curated record. Lineage: Eukaryota; Fungi; Ascomycota; Sordariomycetes; Hypocreales; Clavicipitaceae.
AUGUCUCAAAGACGUUUCAAAGUCAUCAUUAUUGGCGGUUCCGUAACGGGCCUGACGUUGGCUCACAGCUUGCAUAAAAUUGGAGUUGACUAUGUAGUCCUCGAGAAAAGGCACACAGUCACACCACAGGAAGGGGCGUCCAUUGGAAUAUUGCCCAAUGGCGCUAGGAUAUUAGAUCAACUUGGUCUCUAUGAAGCUAUCAAGGAUGAGGCGCCACCUCUAGGGGCCACACGUAUCCAUUUUCCAGACAAAUUCGUUUUCACCAGCUUGUAUCCCAGCAAAAUUCUUGAAAAUUUCGGGUAUCCAAUCGUUUUCUUAGAGAGAAGACAACUUCUCCGCAUUUUAUAUGAUGCUCUUCCUGAUAAGACAAAGCUUCACGUCAACAAGACCGUGUCUACUAUUGAGCAUUUCACAAAGGAUCAAGUGGGAGGUGCUCGCGUCUUGACCAAGGAGGGGGAUGUGUAUGAAGGAGAUCUAGUUGUUGGUGCCGACGGAGUACACAGUCAGACUCGGAGAGAGAUUUGGCGUCGGAUAACCUCGUCAAAGUCGGUUGCUGAAACAGCUGCGUCCAUCGAUAAAUAUAUUCUAAUAGAGUAUUCCUGCUGCUUUGGUAUUUCAAAAUGCGUCACAGGCCUCACUUCCGGAGAGCAAGUUAUGCAUAUGGAAAAUGGACGAACCCUAGUGGUAAUUCCAUCUAAAGAUAAGGUGGUGUUUUGGUUCUUGGUCGAAAAGCUUGAUCGAACAUAUAGAUACAGUGAAGCCCCUCGAUUCACGGCUGAUGAUGCAACCGCACUAUGCUCGCAAGCCUUCACGCUACCAAUUAAGAACGGCAUUACAUUCGAGGAUAUUUGGAAUAAAAGAGAUGUUGUCAACAUGCUUGGCCUGGAAGAGAGCUGUCUCAGCACGUGGUCAACUGGUAGACUGGUCUGCAUUGGCGAUAGUAUUCACAAGAUGACAAUCAACCUUGGACAGGGAGCUAAUUGUGCUAUUGAAGACGUGGCUGUUUUGUCCAACCUACUACGAAAUAUAUGCGAAGCAAAUUCUGGCACACUACCAACGGAGCUAGAAAUUGAUCUGUUGCUCAGAAGAUUUAAGAAGGAACACCUCUCUAGAGUAACGCAGAUUACUAACAUGUCGAGGCUGACAGUCCGUGUUCAUGCCCGAAAGGGACUGCUUCACAGGUUUAUUGGAAGAUAUGUAAUGCCAUACUUUGGCGAAUAUUUCGAAGCUCGACCUUUCAACAUGCUUGCUGAUGCUGCUGCCUUGGAUUUUAUACCUCUUCCCAAGUCAUCAUUCCCAGGUUGGGAAAAAGCAUAUAACGACCAAUGCCGUAACCCUCUCGGGGGCCUUGGCAAAGGGCCAGAGGAACAGAAUAACGGCUAUGGGGAGCAGUCGAGCAUAUCACACAAUCACGCCGUAACUUCAGUUUGGGAUAUUGUGGCUGAUCAUGUUCGAGUGUUUUCGUCACGAGCUUCAGGAGCAGAAUACUUCCCCGAAGAACCCGGAACCAUGACGCCUGCUAUUGGAUUUCCCGGUUGCCCAUUAGCCAGGCUGUUAGAGCCUCAUACUUUCUACGUGGCAUCAUCGAGUGGACGCCCAUGGUCUAGCAUUGCGGCACUCGUGGCGAUCCCUGCUCCCUGCGCACCGGCAGACGAAGCGCUACGAGGCGAGGCUGUGAAGCAGACUCCUCGGAACGCGGAAAUAAAGCGAUACUACGCCCAGCAUUUAUGGAAUCCGCGAAAUUAG